This is a messenger RNA of Aspergillus saccharolyticus JOP 1030-1, 2822 nucleotides long. RefSeq lists its product as uncharacterized. Gene Ontology annotation, cellular component: nucleus; cytoplasm. The record is from RefSeq and is a predicted model, not a curated record. NCBI's taxonomy places the organism in Eukaryota, Fungi, Ascomycota, Eurotiomycetes, Eurotiales, Aspergillaceae. The transcript has 2 exons. Bases 262 to 2712 code for a protein of 816 amino acids. Gene Ontology annotation, molecular function: protein binding.
AUCAACUCUCGACCCAGAGUCAUCGACUACGAUUGAUCAACACAUAUCGAUUAUCAACACCGUUCCCAAUUUGAUUCCACGAGAAGGAACUGAAAUCAAGAAUCCUUUCGUUUUGGUCCACUGCAUCUAACACUCCAUGCACAUUCACUUCAACAAUCUGCCUCCUAACCUCUCAUCUUGACAAAAGCUACACAGCAGCCUUAGUCUGAACGACUACAGUUCUACGACAACCACAUCACACUCAUAAACUCCGUAGGAGAGAUGGUUCGCCCUUCAGCAGCGAAACGCGCAUCAACGGUGCGAGCUAAGCAACAGGCUUUAGCAGAAAUGAAAGAAAAUAUCUCGAAGGAGGUUAUACAGGAGUGUGUGGCGGGUCAUGAUGCCCAGCUUGAGGGUUCAAACCCCAAGAGUGAACACAUUGACACAAAUCAGCCUCGUGCAGCUGAGAAGGCUUCGUGUGAGGAAGGCUCAAUUGUUACGGGAAAGAUAGGGGAUGUUGCUCUUGAGGAGAAUAAAAAGCAGAUUCAGGAGAUGGUUGACCAGCAACUUCUCGGGGAGAUGAAGAUGCAUCUAUCACAGAUAAAGGAGGAGGGUGUUGCAGAGACUGACGUUAACGAGCCUUAUACAACAAAUCAGAUGCAGUCUACACAUGAUGACGAUGUAGUCUGCUUGACUGUGAGGAGCUCGCUUGCCAAGAAGCGCGGAAAGUAUGGUGUCAAACCAAAAGGACAGAAACAGGCACAGCAGUCCAAGGCUGUGAAGACACCGGAAAUCAAGACUGAAGAGCAGCCACUUCCGACCGAGGAGAAGCAUGCGAAAGAGCAAACCAAAGCCUUGAAACCUCGCAAACGUAGACGCGAAUCAGAGGUUUCCAAUCUGACGUCUGUUAAAAGACCUCGCCGGAGCGUGGACUGCACGCAUCCGAACGAACAGGAGAAACACACGCCGGAAGAUAAACCUACCCCCAAAAACCGUCGCAAGCACAAGCUUGAGGAACCUAUCGAAAGUACUAUGAACACUUUGUCCAAAAGAGCCCGUCCAAGCAUGAACCUUACUCCCAUUUCUCAAGAACAGCAGAGCGUUGAGCCGGACCUCACUCCUCCACCCCGCCAGCCUGUAAACCGCACAAAGGCGUCUCGUAAAGAGUUGUUGGCACGUCUGGACAGUUUGUUACCACAAAAGGAUGCAACCCAGUCUGUGCAGCAAGAGACGCCCUUUCCAUCGCAGCGAGUCCUUCACGAUCGCAGCCUGGCUCCUAGCCCAGUCCCGACACAGUCAAAGCAAAACCCUGGCCAACGUCCUGCAAAUGAGCAGCAAAAGGUUCGCUCCCCAGCCCAGCUCCAAAUACCCCAGGCUACCGCGUCGUCCACCCAUAGCUCCAUCCAGGACGAACUCCUCCAGCAAACAGCAGCCGUCACCAGCGCGACCUACAACGUCAUCGAACGCCAACUUGAGACCACAGAGUCCCGCCGCGCCCUUGCAACCGACGAGGCCAUCGACGAGCUUACUACCGACACCCGGGACGUUGUCGGCAAUCUGCCACUAAACCGAGUCCUAAGCGUGGCCAAGUAUCUCGACAGAGAGGUGGUGGGCCGCGUGGCGCGUGUCUGCAAGACUGUCUACGACAGACUGAAGAUACAGUACGAGAUGCGCCAGGAUCCGGGCACAAUCCCAGAGCCGGCAUGGCGCAGCGAGGUCCGCGUGGGCCUGAUGGACGAGGAGGGCCGGCGCACCGUCGAGUGGAUUCCCGGCUGGGGAUGGCACCCCGGGCCGAUGGCCUUGGCGAUUCAACUCGGGCGUUUAGAGGAUGUGCGCGCGUAUCUGGCUAUGGGAGCAGACCGCAAUUGCUUGAUCGCGCAUGGCGUCAGACCACUGCGGUGGGCCGUGGCCACGGGCCAGUUGAAGAUUGUGCAGCUGCUGUUAGAAGACGAGGCCGAUCCGAACUUGUUAGAUGCCGACGGCAGUGGCGGGGCGCUGGCGGGUCCGUUUAUGGCCCCGGGGACGGAGAUUGAGGUGUUUGUGGAGGUCUUGCUGGACGCGGGGGCCAAGGUCUGUAAUAUGGACGCGUUCGAGAACCUCUGCCGUUGCCGCAAGAGCGUCCAAUACGUGAGGCACGCUAUUGCGAACAAGAGCGAGCUGGCGGAGUUGCGCGGUCCACACGGGGAGACCGUGCUGCAUUGCGCAGCCGACUAUGGCCUCAAGGCGGUGGUCAGGGUGUUGAUCGGGGCCGGCAUUCCGGUCGAUGAACAGGAUGCCCACGGCCAGACGGCCGUGCAACUCGCCCUUCGGAACGGCAACGAGGAGACGGCCCUGGCCUUGAUGGAUGUAGGUUGCGCCCUGCACCUGCUUGACAAUUGGAACCGCGACGCUUUGACUUACGCUAUUGAAAAAGGGUAUCUCGAAGUCGUCCGUCUGAUGCUGGAGCCAGAUUCCGAGAUCGACUUCAACGCCACCCGAAGGUACGGAGCGUCUCCGUCCGUCGAGCGGACCCAUCUCGAGGCGGCGAUGCACUAUUGCCGGCUCGAUAUCAUGAAGGAGAUGCUCCUGCGUCGGAAAAUGCGGCAGGAUGUGACGCUGCAACGCCAGUGUCGGGACAUGGCCCGGAUGGAGACGCCAAAUAAGAAGUUGUACGAAGAGAUCGGGCUGCUUAUAGCCAGCUCGAGGCUGGGAUUUGAUUCGAUUGGGGAGGAGACUGAGCGAUCGUCAGUUUAGUCUGGCCUGUUUUCUACGAACGGGAGAAGAAAGAAAUAACAUAAACAGAGAAAAGAUAAAAAAAAAAAAAGAACGACCAUUGGAAGCUAUAUAGGUCUAGAGGAUGUGUU